UAUAAUUUAAUGUUUUGAGAUCCGUGUGUCUAAAAUGUGCUGUUUUCAAUCACACACUGAAUCUUUUCCAUGUUUUCAUUAUGUUCUGUUUCUUUUCUCUUUUUAGUGCUGAUUUCACUUAUACCAGUGCCACAUGCUCAAGGGAGUCCUAAAGCUGUGGUGUCCAUAAAGCCUGAUACACAUGUGAACAGAGGAGAGACUGUUAUAUUCAGAUGUGACGUACAGGGAGGACGAGACACUGAGUGGACAUACAGCUGGUAUUGGAAUAAUGACACAUUCUAUAAAGACAGCACAGUGCAGGAGAUCAGUAUCUGGUCUGUUAGAGACUCUCUCAGUGGUGACUUCACCUGCAGAGGACAGAGCAAUGGCUCACAGAGCUCAGAGAUCAGUGAUGCUGUUACUCUGACUGUAUCAGAGGGCCCACAGGUAGUACUGAGUGUAUCUCCACAGAGCUGGCUGACUGAAGGAGACUCAGUGACUCUAAGCUGUGAGGUUACAGACUCCUCUACAAACUGGACAUUCAGCUGGGACACAUUUGUUCCAUACAGACACAAUGAAGAUAUUUUCUGGUAUAGAGCGGUGUCCCUCUCAGACAUCAUCAGAGAAUCUGGAGACUCCUACACUAUCAGUCCUGCUGCUCUUAAUCACACAGGAGUUUAUGUGUGCAGUGCAGAGAGAUUAGAACGAGUUUAUCGCACAUAUGACAGCAACGAACAGCCACUAUGGAUCACUGGUGAAUCUCCUCCAGUCUCUCUGAUCAUCAAUCACAACAGAACUCAACACUUUACUAAAGACUUUCUCUCACUGAGCUGUGAGGACCAGAGUAACUCUACUGGAUGGAGAGUGAGUCGAUACACACACAGUGAGGGAGGGUCAGAUUGUUCAUGGUGGGGAUCAGUUACAGGAUCUACAUGUAAUAUCAGCUUCCUCUCCACAUCCUACACUGGGGUUUACUGGUGUGAGUCUGAAUCUGGAGAAAACAGUAAUCCUGUCAACAUCACAGUGCAUGAUGGUGAUGUGAUCCUGGAGAGUCCUGUCCAUCCUGUGACUGAGGGACAUCCUCUGACUCUACGCUGUUUAAAUCGAUACCCAAAGUCCUCAAACCUCCGAGCUGAUUUCUAUAAAGAUGGAUCAGUUCUCCAGACACAGACAACAGGAGAGAUGAUCAUCCAUACUGUCUCAAAGUCAGAUGAAGGUUUCUACCACUGUAAACACCCAGAGAGAGGAGGGUCACCGAAAAGCUGGGUCUCAGUCAGAGCGUCAGGUCCAUCAGGUGUAGAAGCUCCAUUCUCAGUGCUCAUGCUGAUCAGUAGUGUAGUGAUGGCCUCUCUGCUGGUGACCAUCAUUCUGCUGUUCAAAUGUUACAGAGCUCGAGCUCACAAUGGUGAAUACAGAAUCCAGAACGCAGUCAUAGAGGACUCAGCAAAGUUCAUCAAUAAAAAGAGGAUCCGUUUAAUGUAGAAAUCAUUUCAUAAUUGCUUUAGAGUCAUUUUGUGGAUUGUAAAUAAUACUGAUCUGUCGCUUUAACAUCAUGCUGUUUGUAGCUCAGCAUCUUACACGCACUCGUCUUUCUGACUGGGUUUGUUUAGCUGAAGCCUGCAAACCUCCUCAUGAGGUGAAAGUGAACAUGUGUUUAGUCUCUAAUAAAGCCUACAUGUUGCUAAUGCAAAAACACGUGUGAAAUAAAUGUGUCUGCUAUUGGAGUGAGUUUCAUCCCAACAUGGUGACCUGCACAUUACAACCUCAAAACGUUUCAUGUUACAUUACUGAUGAACAUUUUGGUGUGCGUUAUUGAGAGCAGACUCGAGGUGUGUAUUUUAUAUUUGGUUUGACUUUUCUUUUCAGCUGUGUGAACUUUAAUUGAAGUUGUGUGAGGAGAUGUGUGGUUGGAAUGUUUUGUUCAAUAAAAACCUUCAAAUAAAUGCACCAGUAUCGAUGAAGACUAUGUGCACAAUAUAUAAUAAGGGUUAUAUAUCAUUUUGUUCACUCCGUUAGUUAACCUGGUUGCAAUGAUGUGUGAAGUACAUGUAAUAUAAUGAGAAAACUCUGAGCAAAUACUCUUGUGCCUUUUAAAUAUCACCAUUUUAUUUUUAACAUUUUGUAUUUUUUCAAAUAGGAAAUAAAAAGAAUCUUUACCAAGACAAUGUGUACUUUAUUUCUCGACAAGAAAAAUGAUGAAGAUGUAAGAAAUGUGAACAAAAAUACAUGGUUAAUGUUAAGCUGUGUACAUUUUUUAAGUAAACUACUCUGGUUAAUGACGUCAGUAUGUGUUGAGGGACACGGUGGAUAGAUUAGGUAGAUAAGUUAGAUAACCAUCUGUUAACUUAGCUAGUGAUGGAAAGUGCUCUUUCAGCUCUUCUGCUGGUGAUUGAGUACGCUAGUCGUACUUGUCAUUAGUUACUAUGGGUGUAACGAUACGCUCCGGUCACGAUUCAAAUCAAUUUACAAUACUGACUUCAGGAUUUCGAUUCGAUUCGAUUUUUGUCUGUAUAAAAGUAAAUAAAUUAAAAAUGCCUAUGAACAGAGGUUUAAUAUUGUUCACAAAAUGUACUACAGGUUCACUAUAUCUUAAACAUAAAUUAUAAAUACUUUCCAAUAUUUUGACUGAAUAAACAAAG
Molecule: messenger RNA, 2618 nt
Organism: Ictalurus furcatus (blue catfish)
Lineage: Eukaryota; Metazoa; Chordata; Actinopteri; Siluriformes; Ictaluridae
Product: Fc receptor-like protein 5
Exons: 7
Coding region: 70-1461 (463 amino acids)
Biological process (GO): cell surface receptor signaling pathway
Molecular function (GO): transmembrane signaling receptor activity
Source: RefSeq, a predicted model, not a curated record